GUCAAAUUUGUCUAUGUAGUGAUAUUGCGAUGAAGUGUUUAUAUUUGUUAUUGAAAAAAAAUUGGUUUUAAUAUGUUUUAUAGAUUUGAUCUCUGCUAAUUGACUAUUAUCGACAAAGGAUUCGUAAACCUAAAUGUAAUUCUGUUUUAUUAUAGCUCCGUACCCCAAGGUAACACUAGAUGUACCAUGUGAUUGUGCCUAAACAGUUAAUAGAGUAAUUAAGUACUUUUUUAAUAAAUAUGAUCUACAAGUGCUUGUUGGGAUUGAUCUUUGCUUCACUGUUGGAUAAAGGCGAUGCCGAAAUAUAUGCAAUUAAAUUCAAUUCUCAAUUUUAUCGAGAGGAAUUUGCAGAUAAGCCGGCUCUGUUUGGACCCAGUUUAAAGGAUCGAGCUCUGGCCGGCAUGCUGAUGGAGGCGAAUCCUCCGGGAGCCUGCAGGGUUAUCGCCUCGCCUCCUCCCAUAGACAACCCAGUGGGCAAAUGGAUAGUGCUGGUGAGACGGUUGAGCAAGGACCAGGACGACGGCAAUUGCUCGUUCGAGCAAAAGGUCCGCAUAUCGCAAGCGGCUCGUUUCGAUGCCGUGAUAGUUUACAAUGUCGAUUCCGACGAGCUCGUCCCCAUGGGCGCCAACAACAAAACCGGCAUUGAAAUACCGUCGGUUUUCAUCUCCGAAAAAUCCGGUAUAGAAUUACUGAACAAAUACGCGAACAACCCGGACUUUUUCGUCGUCAUCAACGGAGACGCUCCCUUCGAUAUACCCACUCACUUGCUAGUGCCAUUUGCUAUCGUUGUCGGUAUAUGUUUUAUAGUUAUGAUUGUUUUUAUGGUAUGGAAAUUUCUGAAAGACAGAAGGAGACAGAGACGAUACAGGCUACCGAAGGCAGUGCUAAACAAAAUUCCCAUUCACAAAUUCCAAAAGGGCGAUCCGUUCGAAACGUGCGCCAUUUGCAUCGAUGACUAUGUAGACGGCGAGAAGCUCAGAGUUCUUCCUUGCAAUCACGCCUAUCACGCCAAGUGCGUGGACCCGUGGUUGACGAAAAACAAGCGCGUUUGUCCGAUUUGCAAGCGAAGCAUUUGGGGAAUAAACGAGACGCGAUCGGACUCCGAUAGCGAAACCGAUACUGACGAUACGACGCCGUUGAUAAAUAAUAGAAGCAGCAGCGGCACUCAGGGCGGUACAUUUCAACAGCAGUUCGAAAAUCCAUUCCAGAGGGCUAUAAGGUCCGUAUCGCAAACUUCAGGCGCAGCUACGGCAAAUUUCGUGACUACCUCCGGACAUCACAGCAUCAACGGCGACUACCAAAGCGCCCGGAGCAGCUCAGGCUCAUACGACGACUGCUCCAACAGCGUCAUAUCCGAGGACGUGAUGAAUUCGACGAACAGCGGUAAUCCGUUCGAAGAGUCGACCAGCAGCGGCAGGGCUGGAGAUUUCAACGUAAAAGUCAACGUUGUCCAGGUCGAUACGGUUAGUACUAAUUCCAGCGUGGACGGUGGAGCUCAUGCGUAACCGAACAAUCGAGUAGCGUAAUUGUACAUUCAGUUUGUUGCUAUUGAUAAUGAUAUUUAAACGAGAUUACGAUGAGGUAUGUUUGCAGGCAAUAUCUCGAUUGGUGUUUGAUUUAUUUUGUUUUAAAAUUUGACGUUUCACUAAUGCAUCAGUAUAAUUGAUUGCCUGGCAAUCGUUUUGAAAAAGUUACAGCGAUACCUUCUUUUAUUUUGGAUACUUUCAUGAACUCCGUUUGUGUGUGAUUUCUAGUCGUGUACAUGAUAUUGGCAUGUCGAAGUAAGUGUAUAAGGAUUAAACAAAAACUGACUUCACUUUGUGUUUUAAUAAUUCGAUUAUAUUAACGCGUAAAAAAAUAACAAAUAAACCUAUAAAUUGACAAGAAGCACAAAUUCAAAUUCACUGUUAUUAGAAAUCUCGAUUCGUUCACUUGGCGAUUUUAAAUUGAAUUGUGUCGUACAAAUUGCCGGUCAAUUUUUGUGACCUUUGUUAUAUACUUGUCGUAUUAUUUUGGUGCUAAUGAUCUUGAAUUUCCCGUGUACGAGUUGUGUUUGGCAAGUUAUUGGACUGGUUAAAAAUAUAUUUAUUUUUUAUUUAGUUUAGUCGCUUCGGUGUACCGAUAAAUCGUUUAAUACACAACAAAUAUUGAUUAACAUUGAUUAUUAGUAGUAAAUUUGUUUGCAUUAAAUUAUGAGAUCGUGUACCUGGUGAUUAGCUAAGUUGGAGAAAUAAUUGUUUAUAGACUUUGACAAAGUAUUCAAGCAGAAUGCAUUAACGUGUAUUACAUUUACUAAUUCUUUUUUAGGCUUAUAAUAUCUAAUGAUGCACUAUUAUAACACAAAAAUUAUAUGGUUUUCUUAAAGCUGUACAUUUCUUUGCAAAAUGAUGAAUUAGUCCAAUACUUGUUAAAUCAAAUCGUACAUUGUAAGAUAUAUAUUUUUUAUUGUACGUAAUUCCAUAUAAAUUUUAUCGCUAAUAAGGUUAUGUUGAAAAGUAAGCUUCACGGACAUAACAGUAGUAAGUACAAAAACGUUACAAAAAGGUGAUUGAUUAAGUUAUGCUGGAGUAAGUUUUGUAUAAAUUAGUAAUAUUGUUUCGUUUUAUUAGUUGUAUAAAUAAAUAUAAAAUAUAAAAGGACUUAUUUGUAACAUAAGUGUAGAUUUGUGAUUAAAGUGUAAAAUAUUUUAAUAAAUA
This is a messenger RNA of Phyllotreta striolata, 2696 nucleotides long. Lineage: Eukaryota; Metazoa; Arthropoda; Insecta; Coleoptera; Chrysomelidae. The record is from the annotation of a GenBank genome assembly.